Molecule: messenger RNA, 2529 nt
Organism: Dictyostelium purpureum
Lineage: Eukaryota; Evosea; Eumycetozoa; Dictyosteliales; Dictyosteliaceae
Exons: 2
Coding region: 175-2529 (784 amino acids)
Biological process (GO): protein folding
Cellular component (GO): cytosol; nucleus
Molecular function (GO): ATP binding; ATP-dependent protein folding chaperone
Source: RefSeq, a predicted model, not a curated record
GACGAAAUAAACAAAUAAUUGAUAAAUCACGUGUUUUUUAUUAUUACUAGAUAAAAUAUUUUUUUUUAAUUAAAAAAUUAUUCCUAUUGUUUUUUCUCUUUAUAUACAUUUAUAAAAUAUAUACAUAAAUUUUUUUUUUUAAUAUAUACGCAAUAUAAAUUUAAUAUAUAUAAAAUGUCAUUUGUUGUUGGUUUUGAUUUUGGUACUAAAAAUUGCACCAUCGCCGUUGCUCAAAAAGGUGGUGUUGAUGUUAUCGCUAAUGAAGUUUCUAAUCGUUUAACUCCAUCAAUGGUUUCAUUUGGUGAAAAAGAAAGAUAUUUAGGUGAACCAGCUUUAACUAAUCAACUUAGGAAUAUCAGAAAUACAAUUACAAAUAUUAAAAGAUUCAUUGGUAAAGAAUAUAAAGAACCACAAGUUCAAGAAGAAUUAAAACAUGAAAUGUUUUCAUCAUCUGAAUUAGAAAAUGGAUUUAUUGGAUAUGAUGUUACAUAUGCAGGUGAAUCAACUCAAUUUUCAAGUGAAGCAAUUUUAGGUAUGCUUUUCACCAAAUUAAAAAAGACCACAGAAAACUUUGUUAAUAAUCCAGUUCGUGAUGUCGUAAUUUCAGUACCAGUUUUUUGGAAUGAAUAUCAACGUCGUGCCAUCUUAAAUGCUGGUAUUAUUGCUGGUUUAAAUAUCCUUCGUUUAGUUAACGAAACAACAGCCACAGCUCUUUCAUACGGUAUUUAUAAAGAAUUUUCAGAAACUGAACCAACCAAUCUUUUAUUCAUCGAUGUUGGUGAUGCCGCCACUUCAGUAUCAGCUGUUCAAUACAAAAAAGGUCAACUCAAAGUUUUAGGUAACAGUUGGAAUUCCGAUAUUGGUAGCAGACUUUUCGACGAAACAUUAGUUAAACACUUUGCUAAAGAAUUCAAAGCCAAAUACAAGAUUGAUGUUUUCGAAAACAAAAAAGCUUUAAUUAGAUUAAGAGUUGCUUGCGAAAAAGUUAAAAAAGUCCUCUCAUCAAACAACGAAGCUCCAAUUUCAAUUGAUUCACUUAUGGAAGAUAAAGAUGUUAAAGGUAUGAUCGAUCGUGCCACUUUUGAAGAAUUAAUCCAAGAUGAUGUUGAAGCUAUCACCGGCCCAAUUAAAAAACUCUUAUCAGAUUUACAAAUGACCCCAGAACAAUUCCACUCCAUCGAAAUCACUGGUGGUGGUACACGUUCAGUCUCACUCCAAAAGAAAUUAGUUGAAAUUUUAGGUAGAGAUCUUUCAAGAACCAUCAACUCUGAAGAAUCUGUUUGUCGUGGUGCUGCUCUUCAAUGUGCUAUGUUAUCACCAGUUUUCAGAGUUCGUCCAUUUGCUGUUAAUGAUAUUGCCAGUUACCCAAUUACUGUCAACUUUAAAUCAGUCUCUGGUGUUGAACAAAAAUUAGAACUCUUUAACCUCAAGAGUGCUGUCCCAUCUCCAAAACCAUUAAGAAUCUCAUUCCCAAUUACCAAAUCUGAAGGUUUUGAAGUCUAUGUCAACAGUACUUAUGGCAAUGUAUGCACUGUUAAAGUUGAUCAAAUCCCAUCAUUCACAAAUAAAUCAUCAAUUAAAGCUAGAGUUUGGUUAGAUAUCCACGGUCUUUUCCACAUUGAUGAAGUUAAAUUAGUUGAACAAAUCCCAGAAGAACAACCAGCUGCUCCAGCUGAAGGUUCAGAAUCACCAGCCGCUCCAGCUGAAGGUGCUGCCUCACCAAAUGGUACUCCAGCCGAACCAGCCAAGGCCCCAGAAGAGAAAAAAGUUAAAGUUCAAGAAUCACCAAUUGCUUAUACCGUUAUUACUAAAGGUAUGACCAAAGAUGAAUUAAAAAAUGCCGUCGAAGAAGAAUGCCGUAUGCAAGCUGCUGAUACUUUAGCCAUCGAAACCUCAGAAAAGAGAAACGCUCUUGAAAGUUACAUUUAUGAUAUGCGUUCAAAACUUACAACUUCACUCAAACCAUUUGUUACUGCUGAUAAUGCCGAUAAAUUCAUGGAAAAAUUAAACAAAGCUAUGGAUUGGUUAGAUAGCGAAGAAGGCGAAGAUCAAACUAAAUCUGUUUAUGCUGGUAAACUCGAUGAACUCACCCGUAUUGGUAACCCAAUCCAAAAACGUGCCAUCGACGAAGAAGAAUAUAAUGAUGUUGCUCAAUCACUCAAAAACACUGCUUCCCUUUGCAAAAAUGAAGCCCUCACUCCAGGUGAAAAAUAUGAUCACAUUACCAAAGAAGAAAAAGAAAAAAUUAUUAAAGAUUGUGAUGCCGCUGUCGAUUGGAUUGACCAAUUAUUAAACAAACAAAAAUCAUUACCAAAAACCCAACCAUUAUGUUUCAAUAUUGCUGAUGUUAACAGUAAAAAGAGUCAAUUAGAAUCAACUACCAAAUCAAUCCUUGGUAAAGCUAAACCAAAACCAGCCCCAGCCACCCCACCACCACAACCAAACCCAGAAGAAAAGGAAAUUGAAGACCAACCAAUGAAAGAAUCCGAACAACCAAAAGAUCAAAAAAUGGACGAUGUUGAUAAUUAA